CGUUUUCCUUAUAUAUAUCUGUGUCUUCAAAAAGUUUUAGCCUGUUAUCUUCUAUAUUUUCUUACUUCUUUUUCCUCCUUUGAAAGCUGCUUUGCUGGCUUCUUACAUUCGUACCAUAAGAUAUUAGUAUUCAAGCACAUCUGAAGCCUAUGGAAGCUGGAAGAACAUUAUGUUCAACUGGGUAUGGCAAGCCUCCAUGGACAUUUAAAGGCAGUGCACUAUACCAGCUCCAUCUUGUGAAGGCAGAAACUGCUCGAGCAUUCAUCCCGAAGGAGCUGAGAUUGGUUGAAGCCUUUGGAUACACCCUUGGUGGCUUUUUCCUUGCUAACUAUGAGGACAGUCCAGCUGGGGCCUUUGAUGAGCUUGUGGUGAUUGCAGGAAUUGUGUGGAAUCCCCCAACAUCUUGCGCUCUUCUUUUCUUCUGCAACAGAUGGGCUGCUAGGGUGUUCGUGAACAGUGAUGAGGCUUGUGAUCAUGGAAGAAAGUAUGUAGGGCUUCCAAGUCAGGUUGCAAGAUUUACAAAGAGAAUCACUACUGUUCGAGGGCAACCGAACCGAAAAUCCUGUAGCUUUCUGAACAUGCUUGGUUUAGGCACAACGACAAAAUGCUUUCCAAAGGAUUUCAUGGAUUUACAAGUGAGGGAAAUCAAGAGUCAUGCUGCCACAGAUAUUUGUAACAUAAAACUUCCGGCUAUAGGGCCUGCGCCGAAACACGACAAAAAUUUGGGGCUUGCAGUUAAAAUGUCACUGCCAAGUUUCAGUGGCCUUUCAGAGUAUAUUCCCAACCUUUUGAAGUAUUCUUGCCAUAUUGAUUGCAGGGUGAGAGCGGUGGAGCCAGCAAAAGUGUCAGGGCCAUCUUUUGCAACGGAAGAGGACACAGGGAAAAGUUUGCAGCACCUCCAUGCUCACAAAUCAGCAAACUCUACUACUAAAGAACUCAUAGAUAAUGAACGCAACUUGAGCAUAUCUGUAAUGUUAUCUAAGCCCUUAAUAGCUUUGGAAUUCAACUGUUUGAAAAUGCGAGUUGAAGCUCCCAUUGUUGUUGCCAAUUGCUCGAAAAGCUCUUUAAAAGUUUCUUGAUCAUUAAUGUACUACCUCAUUUCCUGAUCAAGUUAAUAAUUUUCUUUUUACAUGAAAUAUGCUGCCAUAUCUAUGGGAUGACAAGUUAUUCGAUUAAAUUAAGAGUGAACACAAUCAGAGUUGGCUUAAGUUUAGAUCAUUAUUCGGUUUGACCAAAUCAAGGUCGAUCAGAAGAAAUUUCAGUUUGAGAUUGAAGCCUUA
Molecule: messenger RNA, 1280 nt
Organism: Mangifera indica (mango)
Lineage: Eukaryota; Viridiplantae; Streptophyta; Magnoliopsida; Sapindales; Anacardiaceae
Product: protein NEOXANTHIN-DEFICIENT 1-like
Exons: 11
Coding region: 150-1079 (309 amino acids)
Source: RefSeq, a predicted model, not a curated record